GACCGAGCGACUUGUUUUUGUUUUCAUUCCGUGUUGAUCAGCCAUUUUGUUUUCAAAAGAAAAGUUGAGAAUACACGAGAGUUUGUGCCUUAAACGUUGAUAAAACGCUUAAAAGAGGAAUAUAACGUGUGCCGCACGAUUUGGAAGAUUUUAAAAUGGUUUCGAAUCGCUACAGAUACGCGUCGGAGAGCACCUCCGACGAUGAGACAAUUGGCGAUAUGGACUAUUCACCACACGCCCAGCAGCAACAACAACAAAAGCCAGGCAGAAGACCCACCCGCACCCCGAAAUGUUUCACAAAAAACGCCCUUAUGGCCCGCGAGAACCGCCUAAAAAAGAAAAUGUACAUCACCAACCUGGAACAACAAGUGUCCUCCUUACAAAAAGACAACAAAAAACUAUCCCACACGGUCAGUAAACAACAGGCGACCAUUGACGAACUCACCAACGAAGUGAAAUACCUAAAAAGCAUUUUGGCAAACAGCGAGGGCAUAGGCCGACUUAUAAGGGCGAUUAAUGCGAGUACGGGCAUGGCGGUCACCACGUCACUGGACAAAGACCUAAAAGUGACCAGCAGGAAAUCGCCGAUAGCCGAGAAACUUGUGCCUGAAAGUAAACCCUAUAAUAACAACAAUAAUAAUUUCGAUAUCUCGAGGCAUCCGUGGGAGGAAACGCGGGUGGGCAGCCCUUACGUCAAUUAUCCCACUCCGGAAUCGAACGCGUCCUGUUACGGCAGUCCCGAAUUCGAGGAGUUAAACAAUGAGGGUCUGCUACUGGACCUGGACAUCCCACUGGAGAUGGACAACGAGCAGCUGCUGGACAUGAUCGACGAAAAAGUGCUGGACGAGAGUAAUUUUAGUACGGAAGAGCCGGUUUUAGUUAAACAGGAACCCAAACAGGACGAGGACGUCGGCAUCUGUUUGCACGUCUCCCAAAAUAAAGUCUCCUUGGAGUUUUGUCCCAGUUGUAGUGCCACUGCACAGGACUCGUGGAAGACCACCUGAAUGAAGUUUGAUCUGUGAUGGGUUAAAGUCUGUAUCAACCAAAAGUGUAAAUUUCCUUACACAAUUUUUUUUUGUUUAUGGCCCUCAAUGGUCUCACCGCUACCUUCCAAUAUAAUUGUGGAAGUUAGGGGUGUCGACCCUAAAGCGGCCAGCUCCUGUGUGUGUCUUUUUUUUUAGGGGUUCACACCUUGGAGGUUUAAUAAAUAAGUUAAAUAAAGAUGGAGAAUAAAGAUGAACCGAGAUAUUCCGGAGGGUCUGAAUGUUGUUUAUGCCCUCCUCUAUACCUCCCUUCACCAUUCUUCCCGCAUCAGUAUUUUUGUACACCUGUAUUAAUUUAUAUGGAGCUGUUAUAUACAUACAUAGAUGGGUCCUCUACAUUCAUUAUAUGAACAGUAUAGUAUAUUUCAGCUGAUUGAUUGAUUCCAUGGAAUAAUAAAAUUGAACGGCGCGAAUGUUCAAUUGAGGCCCCAUUUUCUACUUUUUAUAUUAUUAAUAUUUAAUAUUCCUUGUGUAAGGAAAUAAAAUAACUAGUUUAUAAUGUUAUUUUUUUUAGAAUUUUUUUUUAUUUAUUAUAUUAAAUUUGUUAUCGUA
This is a messenger RNA of Anthonomus grandis grandis, 1595 nucleotides long. RefSeq lists its product as uncharacterized. The coding region runs from base 156 to 1004 and encodes 282 amino acids. Lineage: Eukaryota; Metazoa; Arthropoda; Insecta; Coleoptera; Curculionidae. The record is from RefSeq and is a predicted model, not a curated record. Gene Ontology annotation, biological process: regulation of DNA-templated transcription. Gene Ontology annotation, molecular function: DNA-binding transcription factor activity. The transcript is spliced from 4 exons.